Molecule: messenger RNA, 5649 nt
Organism: Austrofundulus limnaeus
Lineage: Eukaryota; Metazoa; Chordata; Actinopteri; Cyprinodontiformes; Rivulidae
Gene: ly75
Product: lymphocyte antigen 75
Source: RefSeq, a predicted model, not a curated record
GACGGAAAGGUCUGUCACCGCCCCGAGCUGCAUGCUGCAGCGAAGUGUACUUGCAGGACUCGGGGCGGCACAGCUGUCAGUUUGAGCCUGUUUUUGAGUUGGGCGUUCUCCGAACACUUUCUGUUUUUCGGCUCGGUUGUUCUUCCCCGGCCCGUGCUCGCCUCCGUCCGGCCCCAGAACCGAGAUAAAUCCUGCAUGAAGCCUCCGGGAGGAGCUGGGAGAGCAGGAUGAAGUUCCCCGCAGCGACGCUGAGCCUUUGUUUGUUGACGCUGCUGGAGACGAACGUUCACCGCACGGGGACUUGUUCGCCGGUUGAAGGUUCGGAUGAAGACUCUUUCCGUAUUCAGCACUCGAGCACAGGAAGCUGUGUGGACGUGASCCUGGCAGACUUCAGCCUGGCCCCCUGCAACAGGACCACCCAGCUGUGGAAGUGGGGCUCGGGUCACCGGCUCUUCCACGUGCACUCGUCCCUCUGCCUGGCGCUGGACGUGCGGCAGAAGAAGCUGUCUCUGGAGGACUGCGGCUCCAACGGGUCGCUGUCGUGGCGCUGCCAGGACGGAGCCGUGUACACCGCCUACGACAUGGUCCUGACGGUCAGCGGGGGGAAGCCGGGGGUCAAACGGAACGCCGGCGAGAACUGGUGGAGGGCGGGGUCCCGGGAGAACAUCUGCCACCGAGCUUAUCGAGUCGUUCACACGACCAACGGGAACUCAGCAGGAGCUCCGUGUGAGUUCCCCUUCAGGUUCAACGGCACCUGGUACCACCAGUGUCUCCCUGACCCAGAUGUCCCGGGUCUGACCUGGUGUUCCACGGUUCAGGACUACGAAAAGAUCAAGAAGUGGGGGAACUGUCUAAUUCCUGAACCCGGCUGCCAGAACCUGUUCUCCGGUCCAGAAGGAGACUCCUGCUACGAGUUCGUCCCCGGCGCCGCCGUCACCUGGCACGAAGCUUUGGACUCGUGUCGCAGUCAGGGAGCGGAUCUGCUCAGUCUGUCCGAGUCCGAGGAGCUCACCUCCACGACCCUUCUGGACGGUUUGGGACGGAUGCCUGAGACCAUGUGGAUCGGUCUCCACCAGCUGGACUUGUCUCAGGGCUGGCAGUGGUCCGACGGCUCGCCUCUCUCCAUCCUGCGCUGGGAACCAGGAGUAUCCAUUUCCACAGUGGACUGCGGUGUCCUGAACUCUAAGAUGAACUACGAGCCCAUGUCGUGCUACAAGCAGCUGCCGUAUGUCUGCAAGAAGAAAGUUAACGCCUCCGACGACACAGAGAGCCAGCUGGAUGUUUAUAAAGAGACGGUUUGUGGCGACGGCUGGGUGCCGUGGAGCGGCUGGUGCUACAAGCUGUUCAAUGUGUCACGAAACUUCACYGACGCCCAGCAGCACUGCAGCGCCGCAGAGGAAGGACGUUUAGCUUCUUUCCACUCCAUCGACACCAAAGAGAUGAUCAGCACUUAUUUCCACUCAGGCAGUGGGACAUUGGACGUGUGGAUYGGUCUGACCGGUGCUGGAAUCAAGUCCACCGUCUUUAAAUGGUCCCACGAGRGACCCGUCACCUUCACCUACUGGGACCGGAACCAGCCUUCACAGCCCACCGAGGAGACCAGCUGCGUCUUCUACUCCGGACAGGGUCACAUGUGGCGGGUCGGGAGCUGCACCCAGAACCUCCCCUUCAUGUGUCAGAAGGAAGGAGUGGUCAAYGAUUCGGUGGCACAAACCGGAUGUAGCUGGAAAGAUGGCUGGAGGAGACAUGGCAGCUCCUGCUUCCGGGUGAACACCACCCAGGUCUACUUCAAGGAUCGCUGCAACAUGACGAUCAGGACCAGGUUUGAGCAGGCCUUCAUCAACCGUCUCCUCAGAGGACACAUCAGUAAGGAGCCUCAGUACUUUUGGACCGGCCUGCAGGACAUCAAGCACACGGGACAAUACCAGUGGAUGAGCCAGGACGGCUCCCCGGGUCGGGUCACAUACACAAACUGGGGCUACUCAGAACCAGUGAUAACCGGUACUUCUGGGUCGGCCUGAACAGGAGGAAUCCAUCCGACCCUUCCUGGCAGUGGAGCGACGGCCGACCUGUGUCUCUGGACGUUUUACACCACGAGUUCCACGAGGACGACGCCUACAAACGGGACUGCGCCGCCUUCAAGUCCAUGAAGAGCGGCUUGACCCACCUGCUGAUGUUCCUGAUCCACGAUAUCCGGGUCGACCCCUUCUUCGCCGCUCCGUUCCACUGCGAGGCUCGGCUGGAGUGGGUCUGCCAGAUCCCCCGCGGAAAAACUCCACUAAUUCCAGCCUGGUACAAUCCUGGCGGGCACCACCACACGUCCAUCUUCGUGGACGGGUCGGAGUUCUGGUUCAUGAAGGAGCCCAAGUUGACGUAUUCUAAUGCGGAGCUCUACUGUCAGAAGAGUGACGGCAGACUGGCGUCUCCGCUGUCCCUCAACGCUCAGGACAAGAUCCAGAAAGGAAUAAAAAAGCUGUUGGACUCCAAACAUCUGAACUGGUGGAUCAGCGUGAGUGACUCUGACAUCCUGUUUCCCAGGCAGUACAUGCUCACUUAUCACUCACGGUUCUUGGGUCGAUGUUCUUCCAUCAGUCCUGACAUGUACAUACGCCCCUCCUUUUGUGAUCAAACCAAUUCCUUUAUUUGUGAAAAACACAACGUCACAUCGGUGGAGAUCAACCCUCUGGACCCUCAGCCWGGAGGACUUCCCUGUGAGAAUACGUCUGUCCCCUUCAGAAAUAAGUGCUACACACUGAUGAACAUAAAGUCUGCAACUUAUAAACACGCCAGCGAGCAGUGCCAGUCUGUGAGGGGAACCCUGGUCACCAUAUCCGACCAGGUGGAACAAGACUUCAUCAACACUCUGCUGCCGCAGAUGGAAAGUUUGGACAGRAUCUGGAUCGGUCUGAAAAUGAACCUGACCCACAGCGAAUGGGUCGACAAGUCCUCGCUGGUUUACGUCAACUUUAACCCUCUGCUCCACGGCAUGCACCGGUCCAUCAAAAUCAACAGACUUGACAAAGAAAGCUGGGACCUGUGUGUUUUCUUGAUCAAUAAUCCCAACUCCAACCUGCUGGGAACCUGGGAUUAUUCUCCCUGUGCACAACAACAAAACCUGGGCAUUUGCCAACAUUAUGCAGAUAAGGUGGAGGAGCCGACGUUCCCCAAAGAGUCUUUCACCAUCAACAACCACACCUUCCAGAUCAUCGCCAAGAACCUGAGCUGGUUUGAGGCCAUGGAGGAGUGCAACAAGAAAAAUCUGAACCUGGCAAGUGUUGCAGACGCCCUCGUACAGUCCACCCUGAGCGUGCACGUGAGCCGCGCUCGAACGCCCAUGUGGAUCGGCCUCUUCAGCGAAGACGACGGGAUUCACUACAGGUGGACCGACCACAGUCACACAGUGUUCAGCCGCUGGUCUGAGGACCACACCAGCGGCUCGUGUGUUUACCUGGACACGGACGGGUUCUGGAAGGCCACAGAAUGUGAGGAGGAGCUCGGAGGAGCCAUCUGUCACAGACCGCACAAAGAGAUCAUCCCCAAACCAGAAGAUGUUGCCGUGAAAUGUCCUCAUGCCAUUCGAGGACCAAACUGGAUCCCCUGGGGGAACAACUGUUACUCCUUCCAGCUCACCAAGGGCAGAUGGGACAAUUUUGACAAAGGCCAGGUUUCACAAACCUGUAAAAGUAUUGAUGCUCAAUCAAACAUCCUGACCAUCAGAAACCAGCAAGAGAACAAUUUCAUCGCCAGCCAGCUCAAACAGUAUGAGAGUUUGGUCAAGUUUGUUUGGCUGGGAAUCUACAAAGAUGAGGAGAACCUGACAAAGUGGUACGAUCAAACGACCGUCCAGUACUCCAACUGGAUCAACGGCCGACCGAUUCUCAACGGACCCUUCAUGGCUGGUCUCUCCACUGACGGCUCCUGGGUUCUCACAAGACACUCAAGAUUGCUCUCUGAGUUCAGACAACAGUCGAUCGUGGUCUGCAAGCUGGACAAAGAAUCCAAAGUGGAGUACAAUCGGUCAGUCAGUAAUCUGAAGACGUACAAAAGCUUAACUUACGAGGUUCUGACCAAACAGCUGAGCUGGUACGCGGCUCUGGAGGAGUGUAGUCAGCGUGGCGGUCACUUGGCGAGCAUCCAUGACAAAGACCAAGACGACCAUCUCAAGCUAAUCGCAAAGACGGACGGCUUCCCGCUGUGGAUCGGCCUUUCCAACCAGGAUAUCAGCGGCUCAGAGUACGAGUGGUCAGACGGGACGAAGCUCAAGUACAAAACCAACAUCAUCGAGUCGCUGUCAGGUUCCAGCUCAGACCCACACGAGGCCAAGUGUUUGUUUAUAAACCCCGCUGGAGACUGGGUCAGAACCAGCUGCAAAACCGAACAGGACGGGGCCRUCUGCUACAUCACCGAGACCACGACCCCCUCCCAGAGAGCCAAACUGAAAUCUGCCCCGGUGGCCAAUCACUGUCAUCAGAACCAGGGCCCUUCUAACUGGGUCCAGCACCAGGAUCACUGUUAUUUAUUCAACGAGAGCUUCUACAACUACAGCAUCUACAGGAUGGACCAGGCCAGAAGCAUCUGCGCCGAGCUGGGUGCUCAGGUCCUGACCAUCAAAACCCAAGAGGAGAACGAUUUUCUGGUCCAGCACAUCACGGACGACCCACUCAUCACCAACCAGGUGUGGCUCGACGUGAAGUUCGAUCCUCAAGGUAAAGCCGUUUCCUGGCAGGACGGYUCCACGCUGUCCUACACAAAGCUGAAUUCUGACACCACACCGAGGUCCGAGCCCGUCUGUGCCGUCAUGAUGGCGGGAGACGGCGGCGGGUGGAAGAUAGUCCAGUGUGAAAACACCAAGAGUCGUGUCGUCUGCAAAACUCAAGCAGAGUCUUCAGGCUCCCCUGUAGCUGUAGGUCUCUUCAUCAUCGUCGUCAUCGCGCUCCUCUUAGCCGUCGGCUUCAUCGUCUACAAGAAGAGACGGUACCGCUUCACCUCCUCCGUCCGCUACAAGCGGACCUUCGACGACAUGGACAGCACCAGUAUUCUCCCUGAUGAGGACUGAGCUUCGGCUCCCGGCCUCAGGGACGAUCCUCGCGACUGCAGCCCGUUUGUUUUCGUCUUGUUGCGACUUUAAAACUUUUUUUUAAUUUUGCGUUGAGCUGUAAAUACUGAGAUGUGAAUCGCUGCCAAAGUUUCUUAAUUCACCRUCUUCGAACCUUUACUCUGAAAGGGUUAAACUGCACUGAGUUCAAACUAAGAAUCAAACAUGCUGUUUGUGUUUUUAUACUUUAAUCCGACGACAGGUYUCCUGAAAAAUGCAGAAAAAUAUUUAUUUCAUUCAACCUCAAGUGUUUAACGAGCCGGAUGCUCCGUUAGCAAAACUCCCCAUCCAAGAUGGCCGCCGCCAAACAGCUCCGACACAAAAGUGUUCAGUUUGAGAGGUAAUGAGCUGAAACUCAGUGUGGUAGUAGCCGGGGGUCAUCCAGAACUCAAUCUGUGAUCACGAGGGGGGUUUGUACGGGAAAAAUCUUGUGCCAGCAGGAAGUGAAUUUGAAUUUCUCAGAUUGAAUCAGAAUUCGCAUAAUUUGAAAUUGAAUGCAUUGGUUUGAAAAUGAAUUUCACUAAAUUGAAACUGAAUUUAUAAACUUGCGACCU